This is a messenger RNA of Limanda limanda (common dab), 2723 nucleotides long. It is a transcript of the gene ldb1a, whose product is annotated as LIM domain binding 1a. Bases 73 to 1122 code for a protein of 349 amino acids. The record is from RefSeq and is a predicted model, not a curated record. NCBI's taxonomy places the organism in Eukaryota, Metazoa, Chordata, Actinopteri, Pleuronectiformes, Pleuronectidae. The transcript is spliced from 11 exons. Gene Ontology annotation, biological process: positive regulation of transcription by RNA polymerase II; negative regulation of transcription by RNA polymerase II; nervous system development. Gene Ontology annotation, cellular component: nucleus; transcription regulator complex. Gene Ontology annotation, molecular function: LIM domain binding.
GUUGUCCCAUGCACGCAGCGUGUGGACAGAGUGCAGCUGUUUCGUUGCGAGCAGAGCCCAACAUGUGAGAAGAUGUCUGUUGGAGGUUGUGCUUGUCCCGGCUGUUCGUCAAAGUCAUUCAAGCUGUACUCUCCUAAGGAGCCCCCCAACGGCGGCAGCUUCCCCCCCUUCCACCCAGGCGCUAUGCUUGACAGAGAUGUGGGGCCAACACCCAUGUACCCCCCGUCAUACAUGGAGCCUGGAAUGGGGAGACCCACACCGUACGGGAACCAGACAGACUACAGGAUAUAUGAGCUGAACAAAAGAUUACAGAACUGGACAGAGGACUGUGACAAUCUCUGGUGGGAUGCCUUCACCACAGAGUUCUUUGAGGACGACGCCAUGCUCACCAUCACUUUCUGUCUGGAAGAUGGACCCAAACGAUACACCAUUGGCAGGACGUUGAUUCCACGCUACUUUCGAAGUAUUUUUGAAGGGGGCGCCACUGAGCUGUUCUACGUUUUGAAGCAUCCAAAGGAGUCGUUCCACAGUAACUUUGUCUCCCUCGACUGUGACCAGUGCACCAUGGUGACUCAGAACGGCAAACCUAUGUUCACGCAGGUCUGUGUGGAGGGUCGUCUGUACCUGGAGUUCAUGUUUGAUGACAUGAUGAGGAUCAAGACGUGGCACUUCAGCAUCAGACAACACAGAGAGGUCCUGCCAAGGAGCAUUUUGGCUAUGCAUGAUCCGCAGAUGCUCGAUCAGCUGGCUAAGAAUAUCACCAGAUGUGGGCUGUCCAACUCCACGCUCAACUACCUCCGUCUAUGUGUGAUAUUGGAGCCCAUGCAAGAGUUGAUGUCCAGACAUAAGACCUACAGCUUGAGCCCCAGAGACUGCCUGAAGACCUGCCUCUUCCAAAAGUGGCAACGAAUGGUAGCCCCACCAGCUGAGCCAGCCCGACAAGCUCCAAACAAGCGGCGGAAAAGGAAGGUGUCCGGUGGAAGCACCGUGAGCACCGGCGGAGGCAACAACAACAACAGCAACAGCAAAAAGAAGAGUCCAGCCAACAACUUCUCACUCUCCAACCAGGACCUGGUUGGAACAAAAACCUGUACAGUGCCGGAGCUUGAGGACCGGAGUUGAGAACCACUACGCUAAAUCUUAAACCCACACACACACACACACACACACACACAUACACACAUAAACAUACACACACACUCUCUCUGUCUCUGUCUCUUUCUCUUUGACCCCCACACACACACACACACACACCCUCAUACACAUACCCAAUCAAACAAUGACACGUAUACACACAGACCAGUGCACACACACCAACACACACCCAGCAACACCUACAGCAUAAAACAUUGAGGUACUGGAGAGAGGUGGUAUGCAGCGUGUCUGGACCAGAGCACCAGACGCUACAGACGUGCGUUUUCAUUUUUUCUAUGUUUUAGACCUGUUUUCAGUUUUUGUUUUUUAAUUUUUUGUAAACAAUUUCUAAAAAACAGACAAGCAAGCAAACAAAAAACACCCCCGACUAUUCUUUGCACUGUUUUCCACUAUUAUACCCCCUAUCUAUUUUUCUUAUGAAUUGACGGUGUAUUUUGUUUUCCUUUUUCUAUUAUUGCUAAUGUAAGAACUGUAAAACAUCUGAAACCUGCAGUAUAUAUUAAUGUAUAAGUAUUGCUGUUAGAUCAUUCUUAUUGUGGUGGUAAUAACUUUCAUGUAAGUCUAUGCUUGAUAUGUCAUCCAUCUGUGUCAGACAUCACACUGUCAUCAGGUCCGUGGGCUUCACCGCUGGGGAGAACAAGGCUAGUGUGUGAGAUGCUGCACCGCAUCUCGUGUGAUGCGAGUCCGAAGCAGCACACUGGAAACCAGUUUGACCCCCGAAAUUUCCGUCAAACGCCUGGUUUAGAUCUGUCGUCUUAUCAUUGCAGAAACUGUUUGCUUUUGUCUCUCGAAAUUUCUUAUCUGGGGGUCCUCUCUUCAGUGAACAUAAUUGCAGAAAACGUCUCAAAUUUGCUACUCAAAAAAUAUUUUAAAAAAACAAGUUUUGACAGGAUUGUAAAAUAGGAUUUAAGAGAAAAAAAAAAGACUUUUGUAUUAACUUAAGUUUCCCAGAAAAGUUUUUAAUCACAAUUAAGAAAGCUGCAGACCAAGGAGCUACAUGUAAAGAGUCUUUAGAUAUCGAUUACACUGCGCUGUUUUAUGUUUUAUGAAGAAUCAUUUCUGUUGGCUUUACUUUGUUUGUGUCUGUGCUUGUAUAUUUCUAGCUAGUAAUUUCUGUAAAAGUUAUUCUAUGUAUUCCUCCCUAGAACUAUGAGAAACUCAAUCUAAUGUAAAGCGAUGAAAAGCCUCUUAAAAGUUUUUUUAAACGUGAUUUUUAUGGUACAAUCACUGAUAAAAGAAUUUUGCCCUCAUUUUAGCAAACUGUAUUUAUUUUUCUAUGUACGGACGUUCUGUUUAGGUCCAACCCACCUGUACAAUACUCAUGAUAAUAUAUGGAGGGGUUUGUGGGGCUGCUGAGUCAGUUGAUGCUAAAAAAAAGAGGUCAUUCCAUUACUUUUGUUCCUUUGACGUGCGGCUCCCGGGUCAGUCUGGCCUGUUUAUUACAAUGGUUCAUUAUGUUCACAGUGAAGAGAUGUUUAAUAGCCAUUCUCUGCUGUUGUAAGGUUCUGGUCUAUCUGAAAACUUGUCAGAUGUACUGAAAACCAAUAAAUAACCACAUUUAGAGAAAA